This is a messenger RNA of Mucor mucedo, 816 nucleotides long. RefSeq names its product peptidase M24, structural domain-containing protein. Gene Ontology annotation, biological process: proteolysis. Gene Ontology annotation, molecular function: metalloaminopeptidase activity. The transcript has 7 exons. The record is from RefSeq and is a predicted model, not a curated record. Lineage: Eukaryota; Fungi; Mucoromycota; Mucoromycetes; Mucorales; Mucoraceae. Bases 1 to 816 code for a protein of 271 amino acids.
AUGCCUCAUCGUCCUGUUCCCAAUCAUAUACUAAAACCUCCUUAUGCCGAAACAGGCAUCUCUUCCAACUGGGGGCCUGACAUUCCCAUUCUUUCCGAGCAAGAGAUUAUUGGCAUGCGACAAGCAGGAAAACUUGCUAAAGAGAUCUUGUCUUUAGGAUCUACCCUAUGCAAGCCAGGUGUUACUACAAAUGAUAUCGAUAAAGUCAUUCAUGAGGCCAUUAUCUCCAAGAAUGCAUAUCCUUCACCUUUGAAUUAUAUGGGUUUUCCGAAAAGUGUGUGUACAUCUAUCAACAAUAUUAUUGCUCACGGUAUACCUGACGAUAGGCCAUUACAGGAUGGUGAUAUUAUAAACGUUGAUGUUACCUUGUAUUUAAAUGGAUAUCACGGUGACACAUCCGCUACAUUUUUAGUGGGUAAUGUAGACGAAAAGGGUAAAGCAUUAGUCGAAUGUACGAAAGAAACUCUGGAGAAAUCGAUCGCAAUUUGUGGUCCAGGUGUCCCGUAUAAAGAAAUUGGCCGUAUUAUUUGUGAGCAUGCCAUGAAGAAUGGAUUUUCUGUGUCAGAAGAAUUAUCGGGACAUGGCAUCGGAAAAGAGUUUCAUAGUUUACCUUUGAUUUACCAUCAUAUCAAUGACGAGGAAGGAGAAAUGGUCUCUGGUACCACUUUUACUAUAGAACCUAUUCUUUGUCAAGGGUCUGCAUCAGGUAUCAUGUGGCCGGAUCAAUGGACUAUAUCCACUGUAGAUGGUGGUAGAAGUGCUCAAUUCGAACAUACUCUCCUGGUCACUGACAAUGGUGUAGAAAUUUUAACGUAG